GGGGAAGGAGAGAGAGAGAGAUAAAAAGAAAGGAGAGAGAGAGAGAGAGAGAGAGGAAGGAGAGAGAGAGACGGCAGCGCGUCAUUUUUAGCUCAGGAGCGUGUUGGGUGUCUGGAGCUGAAUUUAGACCGGACCUGUGUCUGAGUGUGUGUGUGUGUGUGUGUGUGUGUGUGUGUGUGUGUGAGUGAGUGUGUGUGAGAGUGAGUGUGUGUGAGAGUGUUUUCCAGUCAGUGUUGUUAUUGCCGCUCAGAGAGUGAAGCUUAUCAGAGGGCGUGUGUGAGUGUGUGUGUGUGUGUGUGUGCGUGAGUGUGUGUGUGUGUGGAGGAGAUGGUUCCUUCAGCAGGAUGAACCGGAGGAAAGUCGUGCCCGGGUCCGUCCCCUGCUCCUGCGGUCUGCUCCUCCUGCUCCUGGUCCUCCUGUGUGUCUCCGCGGAGGUCUACGCAUCUCUUCUGGGUGAACGGCGACUGAGGCGCGCUCCCAGAGACAGUGCAGGCAGACGACAGCAGCGGGCAUUCAGCCUCAGAUUCCACAAAAUUCAAGCCGAGCGUUUUUUGCAAGAGUCGCUGGUCUCAGAUGGGGGAUUCUUGAACGCGGUGCAGAGUGCAGCGCCGCUCUCCUGUUCGCAAGGCUUUGAAGAGCUGGGAUACUACAACGGCUCAGUGUCCCGCACGGACUCGGGCUCCCCCUGCCUCAAGUGGACCGACUUCCCGGACUACAUGCGUCUGUACCCGGGCCGAGGCCUGGGGGACCACAACCGCUGCCGGAACCCAGACCAAGAGGCCAACCCCUGGUGCUUCUUCAGGCAGAGCUCUGGUGCCAUCGGCUGGGCGUACUGCGACUGCCAUCAGGGUGCGGCCCGAUUGGCGGGGGGAUCGUCCGGCAGCAACGGGCGUCUGGAGGUGUACCUGAGCGGCCGGUGGGGGGCUGUGUGUGACACGCACUGGACCGACCGCGACGCCAGUGUCAUAUGCAGACAGCUGGGACUUGGGGAGAUCGGCACAGCCCUGCAGGAUUCCUACUUUGGCCCGGGAUCGGUCUUCCACUACGAGCGCCUGGGUUGCCGCGGUAAUGAGAAUUCCCUGCUGGAGUGCCGGAGCCGGAAGUUUGUCGCCAGCGACUGCAACCGCGGCAACGAGGCCGGGGUGGUUUGCGCUGAGCCCGAAGGCACUGGCAUCCCUCUGAGGCUGGUCGGGGGCCAGGAGGACUUUGAGGGCCGCGUCGAGGUUUACCACGGUGGCAGGUGGGGAACUAUUUGCGAUCGCCAGUGGGACGACACUGACGCUGAGGUGGUGUGCAGACAGUUGGACCUGGGGGGUGUGGCCAAAGCCUGGAGAUGGCCCGGCUCAGGUCGGGGACUUGCUCCCAUCUUGCUUAGCGAGGUGAAGUGUACAGGUAACGAACUCUCGCUGGAUGAGUGUCCUCACAACAACUGGGAGCAACAGAAGUGCGACGGCGCGGAAGCCGCCGGGGUUUCCUGCAACCCAUACACAGACGGUGCCGUCCGACUGGCGGGAGCAGACAAUCACUGGAAGGGUCGCGUUGAGGUUUACCACCGGGGAGAAUGGGGCACUGUAUGUGAUGACAGCUGGACCGUGCUCAACGCCCAGGUAGUGUGUAGGCAGCUGGGCUUCAGGGGCCGAGCGGAAGUGGCCCCCGACGAGGUGUAUGAGGAAGGUCGUGGGCUGAUCCUGCUGGACGACGUGCGGUGUCUGGGGUCAGAGGCCACUUUACUGGCCUGCACUCACUCCGAGUGGGGCCAGCACGACUGCUCCCACAGCGAGGAUGUAGGAGUCCGCUGUGAGACAGGAGGCGGUGCCAGGGACUUACCGGGCCCAUUGCCUCCCGGAGGCCCUCUGGUGCGUUUGGUCGGCGGAGAGAGCAGGAAGGAGGGCAGAGUGGAGGUCUUCAUCGAGGGCCAGUGGGGAAGCGUGUGUGAUGACGGCUGGAAUGAUGUCAAUGCAGCUGUAGUGUGUAAACAGCUGGGAUUCACCGGCAGGGCAAAGGCCCGAUCCAUGGCCUACUUCGGCGAGGGUCAAGGUCCCAUCCACCUGGACAACGUCCGAUGCUCCGGCGCCGAGGCGUCCCUAGAGCAGUGCGCCGGUGUGGGCCAAGAAGGCCACGACUGUCGCCACAGUGAGGACGCAGGCGUCAUUUGUGACUACACCCUGGAUCCCCUGGGGGACGGUACCAUGGCAACGCAGACCUGUGGCCUGAGACUGAACAAUCAGCGGCGGCGACGAAGGAUCAUAGGAGGGGAUAAGGCGCUGAGAGGCGAGUGGCCCUGGCAGGUGUCUCUGUGGCUCAGGUCUCAGUCCACGGGCAGUCACCCUCUGUGUGGAGCGUCGCUCAUCAACGCCUGCUGGGUGGUCACAGCCGCCCACUGCUUCAAGAGAUUCGGCAGAGAUCCGACCCGCUACGUGCUGCGCCUGGGCGACUACCACACCGAGGAGCAGGACGACUUUGAGCGCACCUUGUCUCCCGAACGCAUCGUCAUCCACAGGAAGUACCACAGUCAGGACUGGGAGCACGACAUUGCCCUGCUGCGGCUCAAGGGCACAGAGGGCAACUGCGUGUCGUUCAACCCUCACACGGGCGCAGUGUGCCUGCCGGAGGCGGGCAACAAGUGGGAGAGGAGGCCCGCCGCCUGCGUGAUCACUGGCUGGGGCAUCACAGACUCGGAGUACUCCCGGACCCUGCUCCAGGCCUGGGUGCCCCUGCUGCCGGCUUGGAAGUGUAAGAAGCGAUACGGCGAUCGCUUCACCAGCCGAAUGCUGUGUGCCGGGAGCCUGUCAGAGCGCCACCGCGUGGACAGUUGCCAGGGCGACAGCGGGGGUCCGCUGGUUUGCCAGGGGGAGGGAGGCCGUUGGGUGCUGACGGGCGUCAUCUCCUGGGGUCACGGCUGUGGCAAUCCCGCCUUCCCCGGCGUGUACACUCGCGUCAGCAGGUUCCUGAGAUGGAUCGACAAGGUCAUCAACAAACCCUUCAAGGACUAAUGAUGGAGAAUGACACCUGGUGGUCUAGUGUCAUUGAGCGGCUUCUGGGCUUGUCGCAGCCUGUUGGCCAUCGAACUGUGUCGUGCCUCUUCCUCUUCAACGCUGAGCUCUUCAUAUCAUGUGUUUUUUUCCAACAUCACUUCAAACAGCAUGUAAAUAACAUUGUAUAUUUUUUCUCUCACUGUGAAUUGUGGUACUGAAAAUUUCCCCAAAACUUCUACAUGUUCCUGUUUCUUGCACCUCUUCUUCAUUUUUCAUUCCUCACUCGCAGAAUAGUGUUUUGAACUGAAAAGCAGAAAAGCACCAAGGACUUACCGGUGCUUUGCUGACCAAUAAGGUUGUGAUGCUGUACAAUGCUCGCCUUCCAGCAGUUUAUCCACAGAAAGCCAUUAAUGUGACGGCUGAGGGUAUAUGGUUUGGUUCAUGCUCCCAACAGCAGACCCUAUUGUUGAGGCAAGUGGAAAUGCACAUGUUCAUGGCUGGGCUAUGCAGAGCUGGUCCAGACUUUUGGAUUUAUCAAAAUUCAUUCACACGUUAUUCUCUAACCAGAAUCGUCAUCCCCAUCUAACAAACUGGAAUAGGACAAGUCUGAACGACUUGAGAUCUGUGGCAACAUCAUUUUAAUCCGACUACUUAGAACCACGUGGACCCACAAAUACCACUACUGGGAAUAUGUGAGGCUGUUAAAUAGUGUCACUCUGUAUGUCACUCAAGCAUUUGGGGAACUUGACAAUGAAAAUUUCAUGCAAGGCCAGAGCCAGAGGCAGGGAAAGAAAGACAGAGAUGGAGAAAAAUAAAGUGUGUAGAAUAGUAUUUCACUGAAUUUGUACAAAGAGAGAAAUUUGAUUUGUUUCACUAACAUUCCACGUGUGCAUAUGUGAAACUACACUACAGGCAAGUCAUCAUUCACUUUUUCAUUGUUAUUCAUUCAUGACAUCCUUGUUGCUGAAUGUAUCUGCUAAAAUCAUAACUAAUUACAGAUCUAUAGAAUCAUUUUUGUCGUCAACUACCAAAUGGUAGAAAGUGUAUAGAAGAGUAUAGUAGUAUAUAUAGUAAUCCAUUGAUAGGCUGUGUACAUCGACCUGGACCUAAGAAGCCCACAAAAUCCACAAGUUGACUGUUGGUUUAAUUUGUUUGUGGUCAUUUGUUUAACUGUUACUAUGUUUGGGGAUAAGGGAUUAAGGAUGUUAUCAACUGUAUGUGGUGAGAGCCUUAAAGCCUCAUCACCUGAUCGUCGGGCAAUGUCUUAGAAAAAACCCGACACCCUUCAACAUUCAGCCGAACAUUGUUCUUAUACUUGGUAGAUAAUGCUAAAUUAAUUUGUAUUUAUUUUCAGGAAUACUGUACAGAAACCACUUAAGUAAAUAAUUCAGUUCUUUGUUCUUGUUCUGCACUGGCUGAUGUAAUUUUCAUUUUUCUUAUCAUUUUGGUUUUGGCGGAAAAGUCAUCAGUGUUGACAUUCAAAAGUGAGACAAUGGAUAAAUUAAAACAUUGCUGUAAGUGA
Messenger RNA from Scophthalmus maximus (turbot), 4497 nucleotides. Its product is annotated as neurotrypsin. Gene Ontology annotation, cellular component: membrane. NCBI's taxonomy places the organism in Eukaryota, Metazoa, Chordata, Actinopteri, Pleuronectiformes, Scophthalmidae. The transcript has 15 exons. The coding region runs from base 345 to 2993 and encodes 882 amino acids. Gene Ontology annotation, biological process: proteolysis. The record is from RefSeq and is a predicted model, not a curated record. Gene Ontology annotation, molecular function: serine-type endopeptidase activity.